AUGGAUGCCCAGGUGGCCCUGCUGCUCGUUUGGACAGGUCUUGUCCUGCUGACAGCUGAACUGAAGUGGAUUGAUGCUGCAGAGAUGUACACCAACACUUGGGCUGUCCAGAUCAACGGGGGCCUAGAGGAGGCUGACCGCAUCGCCAAGGAACAUGGUUUUAUCAACCAAGGCAAUGUUUUUGGAGAUUAUUAUCACUUUAGGCACCAUGCUGUGGAGAGGAGGGCAUUGUCUGGCCACAAGGGGAUGCACAUCAAACUGCAAAAAGAACCACAGGUCCAGUGGGUGGAACAGCAAGUGAUGAAAACAAGAAAGAAGAGGGACAUCUUUGAAGGUCCCACAGACCCAGACUUUUCUAAGCAGUGGUACCUGUCCAAUCCAACACAUCAAGACCUGAAUACAAAAGCAGCCUGGGCCCAAGGCUACUCUGGAAGAGGUGUAGUGGUGACCAUCUUGGAUGAUGGCAUAGAAAAAGACCAUCCUGACCUCUUCAGCAAUUAUGACCCUGAGGCAAGCUAUGAUGUUAAUGAUGGAGACGCUGAUCCCCAACCGCGAUACACGCAGCGAAAUGAAAACAGACAUGGGACUCGGUGUGCAGGAGAAGUCGCAGCUGCAGCCAGCAAUGGAGUGUGUGGUGUUGGUGUAGCCUAUAAUGCAAGAAUUGGAGGAGUUCGCAUGCUGGACGGGGAGGUGACGGAUGUUGUGGAGGCUCAUUCUCUUAGUCUCAACCCCCAGCACAUCCACAUUUACAGUGCCAGCUGGGGCCCAGAGGACGACGGCAAGUCUCUGGACGGCCCUGCCAAACUGGCCAAGGAAGCUUUUCUCCAAGGAAUAACCAAGGGACGCAGCGGACUGGGCUCUAUUUUUGUCUGGGCCUCGGGCAACGGUGGCCGAGAACAGGACAGCUGCAACUGUGACGGCUACACCAACAGCAUUUACACCCUGUCCAUCAGCAGCACCACGGAGUCAGGCAACGUGCCAUGGUACAGCGAGCCCUGCUCCUCUACGCUCGCCACUACAUUCAGCUCUGGAAACCCAGGAGAGAAACAGAUAGUGACCACAGACCUGAGGCAGAAAUGCACUGAUUCUCACACAGGAACAUCUGCUUCUGCCCCGCUGGCUGCUGGGAUCAUCGCUCUGGCUCUGGAGGCAAAUAUGAAUCUAACCUGGAGGGACAUGCAGCACCUGGUGGUGAGAAAGUCCCAACCCAGGCACCUCGUCGCCGGAGACUGGAAGACUAACGGAGUGGGGCGCAGAGUGAGUCAUUCGUACGGGUAUGGUCUCCUGGAUGCAGGUGCCAUGGUGGUGCUGGCACAGAACUGGACAACAGUGGGGCCGCAGCACCAGUGUGUUCACACCAUGCUUACAGAAUCCAGAGACAUCGGAAACAAGCUGGUGUUCAGCAAAAGCGUGGAUGCCUGCUGGGGACAACCGGAGUAUGUCAGAUCUCUGGAGCACGUUCAGGCUCGCCUCACUCUUUCCCACAACCAGAGAGGAAAAUUGGCCAUUCAUCUCAUCAGCCCACUGGGCACACGUUCCACCCUGCUGUUCCCAAGACCCAAUGACUAUUCCUCAGAAGGGUUCAAUGACUGGGCCUUUAUGACCACCCACUCCUGGGACGAGGAUCCUCAGGGAGAGUGGACACUAGAAGUAGAAAAUGUGGCAGUGAAUGAACAAGACUACGGUGUGUUGAGUCAGUUCACUCUCAUCCUGUGGGGCACCGGGCCGAGCGUCGUCAACCCCUCUUCACCCGACUUCCCUCGACCUUCCAAUAACAGCUGCAAGACGUUCGACGCUCAGCAGAUUUGUAUUGAGUGCAGCCCUGGCUUCUCCCUCUUCCUUCAGGGUUGUGUGAAGCUGUGUCCUCCGGGGUUCACGUCAGGACCACAGCUCCUCAACCUGUCUCUUGAGAACUGGGUGGACCUGUCCUCGGUGCAGGCCUGCCUGCCCUGCAACCCGGCCUGCCUCACCUGCUCCGGCACCGGACCCACAGAUUGCCUGUCCUGCCCGCCUCACAGCCACCUGGUCCUCACCUCCUGUCUGCACCAGAACCAGGUCCAGCGGAAGUCCCCCCUCACGGUCGGACUCCAGAGUCAAGAAAACGAGCUGGAGGCCAAAAGCCCGGCGGCAGCAAAUCGCAACAAAAACGGAGAAACCGAGGAGCUCCCAGGGCUCGGUGUGGCUCCGCCCACUCAGCUGCCUGUCGUCGUGGCAGUUCUCAGCUGUGCCUUCAUCCUGGCCGCCUUUAUUGGAGUCUUCUUUUUGCUACAGUUACGCUCAGGCGACGCUUCUGUGGCCUGGAGGACCAAACUCCCCUCUGUGCUUUCAGAGACGCGAGGGAUGCAUGUGGGCUUUGGUUUGAGCUUCCAUCGGAGACGGGAGAGGAAGACUCGAAUCUGCUACAAGGGGGUCCCCACUGUGUGGGCGGACGAGGACACGAUUGUCUACGAGUCUGAAUCAGACGGCGAGGAUGUAGACAGUCACAGCGAGAGGACAGCUUUUAUCAAAACGCAGAGCUCGAUGUAGCCGAAGCUGCUUCAC
Messenger RNA from Nematolebias whitei (Rio pearlfish), 2541 nucleotides. It is a transcript of the gene furinb, whose product is annotated as furin (paired basic amino acid cleaving enzyme) b. Gene Ontology annotation, cellular component: Golgi membrane; trans-Golgi network. The coding region runs from base 1 to 2526 and encodes 841 amino acids. Gene Ontology annotation, biological process: peptide hormone processing. Lineage: Eukaryota; Metazoa; Chordata; Actinopteri; Cyprinodontiformes; Rivulidae. The record is from RefSeq and is a predicted model, not a curated record. The transcript is spliced from 15 exons. Gene Ontology annotation, molecular function: serine-type endopeptidase activity.